AAAGGACCAGCUGCCAACAGCGCGGAAGGACCAGCAGCACCGACCCGUGUCGCCAAAUCGACAGAUCUAUCAAAACACUCACCUGGGAAGCCGAGCAAAGCGAGCAGUGACGAUGCAGAACGGCGUUGUGAAGCUCAAGAACCUGGUUGAGAAACUGAUCGCCAGGUAAGCACCACGCCGCAGAGAGAAGCGUCCACAUAAUCAUAUGUGUCUUGCGCCCGUGUGUGUGUGGUUCUGUCUGUGGUCAGGGAGGAUUUGGGCGAGAGCGAGACCGCGUUUGCCAUCGAUGAGCUGCUCACCUUUGACGUGUCCACCGUGUCCACUGAUCCAGACAUGCAGGCACUCGCCUUCCAAAUCCCGGCCUUCCUCACUCUACUCAGGUACGACGACCGACCGACCGACGGAGGGAGGGAGCAUUCUUCAGCACGCUCCACACACGUCUGAUUGUGUUUGUUGUGGGCAGGUCCAAGGGCGAGACUGCCGAGGAGGUGUGGGGCAUUGUCAAGGGGCUGAGGAGCAAGGGCGUGACCAUCAGGUGCCAGAGGAGGGUGCUGGACAUUGUGGGGACGGGCGGGGAUGGAAUGCACACCGUCAACAUAUCCACCGGGGCUUCCAUACUCGCGGCCGCAUGUGGCGUACCCAUGGUAAGUAGGCAGACAUGGAUACCAUACCCCUUGAGUGUGUUCGAGUGGAUCCAUGCGGAUCUGUCUGUGUUGGCGUCUGUGCAGGCCAAGCAUGGGAACCGUUCUGUGUCAUCGAUGUGCGGGUCAGCGGACGUCUUGGAGGAAUUCGGGGUCAACCUGGACCUCUCGGCAGAAGGGGUCAAGAGGUGAGGUGACCAUCAUCAAGGCCAACAACACUUCCGCAGAGGGCUGCCUCAUUUAUGUGUGUUGCCUUUUACAUUACCCGCCCGAAGGUGCAUCGAUGAGCUGGGUAUGGGUUUCUGUUUUGCCCAAAAGUUCCAUCCGGCGAUGCGGAAGGUGCGUGAGAUCCGCAAGGGCCUCGGGGUGCCGACCGUCUUCAACCUGAUCGGUCCGCUGCUCAACCCCGCCCUCUCUGAGCACCACCUCAUUGGCGUCUACGACCCGGCAUUCCUGGACCUCUUCGCCGGUGUUUUGGUCAAGGCUGGAGCCAAACACUCGAUGGUCUUCCAUGGGCAAGGUAGGUGAGCUGACGACUCAAUGUACAUCAAUGAUGUUGCUUACACACGAGUGGCUGGCUGUUUGCGCGUGUGUGUGUCAGCAUUGGACGAGUUGAGUCCGUUGGGGCCUGCCCAAGUGGCUGAGGUGCUCGACGACGGAACCAUCAAACACUGGACACUAGGUACACAGACGAGGGGGAACACAGAUAAUGAAUGGCACAGCUUGCCAUGUGCUGCUGUGUGUGUGUGCUCAGACCCGAAGGACUACGACAUCUCCUACUGCAAACUGGAAGACCUUAAGGUGACCACCGCACAGCCACAGUCAACACACACUCUCCCAACACACAUUGUCAUCUCCUUUUUUGCCCUAUUCCCUGCUCAUCAAUCAGGGCGGCCCGCCGAGUGAGAAUGCGUCGCUGCUGAUGCAGACCUUUGAGGGCAAGAAGGGCCCCAUCGCAGACACACUCGCGCUCAAUGCGGGGGUGGCACUGUGGUGCUACGGGUCGGCGCCAUCCAUCAAGGAGGGGGUGGAGGCUGCACGGGAGGCGCUGCAGGCCAAGAAAGCAAAAGACCUGCUCGCCAAGUGGGUGGCGCUGAGCAAGCAGCUCACGUAGAGAGAUAUGGAUGGAUGUGGGGCGGGGCGGGGCGAGAUGAUCUUAUGAUUUUUGGAAGGGCGAGUCAGUCAGAUUCGCGGGCAGGCAGGUUCUUUGGUUGUGAGGUCGAUGUGUCUGUCCAUGUCCAUGUCCAUCCGCUGGAUUCUUUGCGGAUCGGAUCGGAUCGGUGCC
This is a messenger RNA of Vitrella brassicaformis, 1926 nucleotides long. Lineage: Eukaryota; Vitrellaceae. The record is from the annotation of a GenBank genome assembly.